AUGUCUUCAGAAAAUGGUGCUUUUUUUCGAGCUUCAUAUCCAAGUUCAAGACAAUCAUCUUUGCUUUUAUCACGUGGUCAAAAUUGGAAUGUAAAUUUUCCUUCUAGGGAGAGGAUUUGUGCCACUACCGCUUCUCAAAAUUUUGAGCAGAGGAAUCAUCCUUCCAUUGAAAUUCUUCCUGAUGAAUGCCUCUUUGAGGUAUUUAAACGUCUUCCCAGUGGCCAAGAGACAAGUGUCUGUGCUUGUGUUUCCAAGCGAUGGAUUAUGCUUUUAAGCAGCAUUCACAAAGAUGAUAUUGCAGAAUCUAAUGGUAUAGAAGGUGAGGGAUAUCUUGUCAGGUCCCUUUUUGGCAGGGAAGCCACAAAUGUCAGACUUGCUGCUAUUGCCAUUGGAACUGCAAAUCAUGGAGGCUUAGCAAAGUUAUCCAUUCAGGGAAACAAUCCUUGUCUUAGUGUGACUGAUGCUGGUCUUGUGGCUAUUGCUCGAGGUUGCCCUACUCUCAGCGAUCUUUCCUUGUGGAAUGUGUCUUUUGUUGGUGAUAAAGGCUUAUCUGAAAUAGCUCAUGGGUGCCAUCUAUUAGAGAAGCUUGAUUUUUUCCAAUGCCCAAUAAUUACUGACAAGUCUUUGUUGGACAUUGCGAAGAACUGUCUCGAUAUGACCUCUUUAACAAUAGAUUCUUGUUCAAACAUAAGGAAUGAGUCGCUUAAAGCUGUGGGUCAAUACUUUCCGAACCUGAAGAUUGUCUUAUUAAAGAAUUCUCUACUCAUUGGGGAUCAUGGAUUAGCAGUUCUAUUUUAUUUAGCUGGUAAAGUUUUAACAGAAGUAAGGCUCCAGGGCCUAUGCAUCAGGGAUCUGUCUCUAGGUAUACUUUUUAACUGUUGUACAAAACUAGAGACUCUUUCCUUGGUGAGCUGCAUUGGUGUGGAAGACUAUCCAUUAACUUUGGUGGAUUCUGGUCGUAACUCACUAGUAUCUUUGGCUAUUCACAAUUGUCCUAGAGUAAGCAAUACUACAAUUGAUGUAGUAGGUGGACUGUGUCGCAAACUGACUCAUAUAGAUCUGAGUGGGCUUCUUAGAAUUACUGACGAGGGGCUCAUCCCUCUUAUUCAAAAUUGUGCAGCUAAUUUGGUGGCGGUGAAUUUAAGCGGGUAUGUCAAUAUUACAGACAUAUCAGUUUCAACCAUAGUUAAGCUGAACGGGGGAUCUCUGAAGUCUCUGCUCGUAGAUGGUUGCAAACAUGUUAUUGAUGCAACAUUAGUAGAAAUUUUGAAGUCUUGCUGGAUGCUUAAUGUACUCGAUGUUUCCAAGAGUGGAUUCACCGAUUCAGGGAUUAAAACUUUGGCCAAUGCUACAGAACUUCACCUGCAUAUCCUCUCACUGUCUGGUUGCCCUUUUGUGUCAGAUAAUAGCUUACCCUUCUUGCUCUGUUUGGUUCAGAACCUUCAGGGCUUGAACAUACAACAUUGUCUCGGAAUAAGCUCUAGAACUGUUGAUGCACUUGUAGAGAUAAAUCCAAGUUGUGAUAUCCUUUCCUAA
Messenger RNA from Solanum verrucosum, 1536 nucleotides. RefSeq names its product EIN3-binding F-box protein 1-like. The coding region runs from base 1 to 1536 and encodes 511 amino acids. Gene Ontology annotation, biological process: SCF-dependent proteasomal ubiquitin-dependent protein catabolic process. The record is from RefSeq and is a predicted model, not a curated record. Gene Ontology annotation, cellular component: SCF ubiquitin ligase complex. Gene Ontology annotation, molecular function: protein binding. Lineage: Eukaryota; Viridiplantae; Streptophyta; Magnoliopsida; Solanales; Solanaceae. The transcript has 2 exons.